Molecule: messenger RNA, 1011 nt
Organism: Ostertagia ostertagi
Lineage: Eukaryota; Metazoa; Nematoda; Chromadorea; Rhabditida; Trichostrongylidae
Source: the annotation of a GenBank genome assembly
UAUAUUUUUUCUCUGAACGAUGGAUCACUGAAAUUGCUGUACAUCUGCAAGCGUGAGACUAUAUUCCCUUCGUUCAUUGCAAAUGGAUUCACGCAGCUACCUUACCAAAAUAAUCGCGAUGUCCAAUCAAGGAUUCUGAGACUGAAAACUGCUCUUCUUGAUGCAGCUAUUGCUGAACGCCGUCGCAUGAAGUCAUUCUUCAUAUGCGGAAUAACCUCCAAUCGAAAUCGAAUUCGUCUGAGUUCCGAUGUUUGGCAGAUAAUGUCCUCAGAAAAUCAGCGAACAUGCAACCGACUACGUGAAGGUCAAGCUCGCCUAACCACGGUUCUUCACAGCAAAUGCUGUCCCCCUACACGACAUGUGGUUAUAGGAACAAAUGAAGUGGAUAGUGAUAUGGCCGCAGCCCUAAAUCUAGGGCAGUCAUUUGCAAUCACACCAAGGGUAAAUAAUUCAGUGAUGGACGCAGCGCUCUGUGGAGUUCAUCAAUUUGCAUAUCAACUACGCUGGAGGACACAUCGUGGGCCAACCGUGCUUAACCACCAUGGAACUUUGAUGUCGUCGAUGCCUUUCAGAGGCGAAUCCAUACAAAUACCCCUGUCGACACGUGACAUUGACGCAAAAAUAGCCAAUCUCGAGCAUAACAUCCAAUCGCAACGCUAUGAUAAUUUAACAUCAACUGAACGAAGAGGAGUGAGAAAACUACUGCAAAGGAAGAGUGUGUUGAGGAUUACAGUGGGCGACAAAUGUGACACGACAGUAUACGAGGAGAGUACUUCUUCGGCGUUUGAAACAGUAUGCAAGAGAGUGAAAAAAGUCAUUAUGGGUGAAGGAUCGUAUGGGCUUACAAAUGGCAAAACGACUGCAUGGGAUGGUACCUACAGUGCCAUCUCUCUACAACCUAGUGAAAAGGCGCAAAAUUCCACCAACGGAGACACAAUGUCACUUUCAUUAAGCAAAAUUAAAACGAGACCGAUUAUCGCAUCAUGUGGUGGUCAGGCAGAUAGGCUGAGC